AUGCCUCCAUAUCGUGUCUCAUCCCCGGUAAACUGCGGCAUUGACUUCAACAAAGAACAAAUCGCUGAAAAAGUUGCCAUCGUCACUGGAGGUGCAAGUGGCAUUGGGGAGGCAUAUGUCCGGGCCUUGCGCAGCUCAGGUGCGAAAGUUGUAAUCGGUGAUAAGAACGCCGACUCUGGGGAGAAAUUGGCUUCUGAACUUACCGGCACAAAGUUCGUUCACUGUGAUGCGACCGUUUGGGAAAAUCAAGUUCGCCUGUUCAAGCAAGCCGUUCAGCUAUCUUCGUCUGGAAAGAUUCACUACGUGAUAGCUAAUGCUGGGAUGACAAAAGAAGACCAGACUUUCACUUUUGACGGCAAAGACCAGGAACCGAAGAAGCCAGACUUGCAGAUCAUCGAUGUGAACCUGAAAGGAGCGCUGUAUACAUCAAAGCUAGCCAUGCACUAUUUCGUGUCCCAGAAUGGUACCGAAGUCAACGAGGAGCAAGAAGAUACCUGUUUGAUCCUUAUCAGCUCAGGCGCUUGGUUUCUCGAUGUUCCAAGGUCACCUGAGUACAGCAGCACGAAGUGGGCGGUCCGCAGAAUAAUGCAUGCUUUGCGAAGAACAGCUUUCUACUAUGGGAGCCGGGUGAAUGUCAUUGCGCCAUGGUAUAUCCGCACAGGUAUUCUCUCCAAAGACCAGUUCGACCAAGUGGAGAGAUCGGGGGUUAAGUUCGCAAUGGCUGAAGAUGCUGGCGAGUGCGCGCUGAGGAUCCUAUCUGAUGCCAGUAUCAAUGGAAGGAAACUCUUUGUCUGCGCGCGGAAAUGGGCUCCUCGUGGAUAUAUGGAUCUUGACAUCGAGGAUUAUCCUGAAGGUUUGAUCCAGGAAAUACAGGAGGAUCAAAUGCGUAACGCACCAGUUGAUCUUGGGCUUUUUCCAUAG
Fusarium tjaetaba is the source of this 921-nucleotide messenger RNA. Its product is annotated as 15-hydroxyprostaglandin dehydrogenase. Bases 1 to 921 code for a protein of 306 amino acids. The transcript has 5 exons. Gene Ontology annotation, molecular function: oxidoreductase activity. The record is from RefSeq and is a predicted model, not a curated record. Lineage: Eukaryota; Fungi; Ascomycota; Sordariomycetes; Hypocreales; Nectriaceae.